Messenger RNA from Neurospora crassa OR74A, 1146 nucleotides. RefSeq lists its product as hypothetical. Bases 133 to 891 code for a protein of 252 amino acids. The transcript is spliced from 3 exons. The record is from RefSeq and is a predicted model, not a curated record. NCBI's taxonomy places the organism in Eukaryota, Fungi, Ascomycota, Sordariomycetes, Sordariales, Sordariaceae.
CCUCCUCCGUUAGCAUCAUCAGUACUCUUCAUUUUUGCUUCUCUUGUCCGCCCAACACUCUCUUGCUGCCAACCCAACCAGUCAAUCAUUACCUCAUUCUUUGCACAUCAUCUCUACUUGUUCCAAGUCACCAUGCAUCCCACCACAGUCUUUUCCCUCUUGGCCUUGGUCCUGGCCGACAAAGCAUGGUCUCACAGACACGCCCCAGCUCCGGAAACCACGGGCAAGUCCGAAGCUAUUCCUGUGACGGCUUCAGAUCCAUGGGACAUGGAUGACCUUGGCCCUGUGUCGUUCCGCACUGAGAGGCCCGAGACAGCCAUUCUUGACAUUGAUACUCUCGAAGCUUCGACAACUACGCUGACUGGGAUGGGGUCAACGACAAUGACAAUGACCACCACCGCGCCGGUUCAAGUCGAGUCUGUCAUUAUUUACGAAUCGAGUUCAACAACCACAACAACCGUGCCCUCUUCUGACGAGCCCUCUUCUACAACCUCUACCGAUACACCCAUCUUGACGUCCAGCACGACCAUCACGUCAGCCCCAACUGGCGACGCACUGACGACAGUCGAUGACCUCACGCGUGGCCCGAACACGGUUCAGCUCCCCAUGUCGUCUGCGGCCCCAGUUAUCGUCAUCAAUGUUCCUUCAGACUCGUACUCGUCAGGCUACACGACUGAGACUAUCUGGUCCUCCGUUUGGGAGCCCAGAAACAUAGCCGUCAAUACCGUUACCAGGUCCGCUGCUUUUUACGUCCCUGCCUCCAGCUCCAAACCCAGUGAAACACCGGCUCCCACUGGCAAGAGCAGCGGUGCUUCGACGGCGCGAUCAGGGGCUGGUGUCAUUGUCAUGACAGGUGUUGGUGCGUUGGCCGCAUGCUUCAUGAUGCUUUGAGUGUGGGGAUGUGGUUGGCAGCAGCAGAGUGGAUGAUAAGGUCUGGAUGACAGGUUUCUGUCUACUCGGUGGACGCGAGAGAAUAAGCUGCACUUUUGCGUUUGUGCGUGCAUGAUUGCACACACAGCAUCAACUUCCUAAUGUCCGGGGGUACAAACAUAUUCAGAGGCCACCCGGAACCGUCCCUAAAAGUUCUUCUAGUAGUAGUAGUAGUAAUUCAACAUGAUUCGCUCCCAAUGCUAUCUUUUGCCGUCU